Emiliania huxleyi CCMP1516 is the source of this 417-nucleotide messenger RNA. RefSeq lists its product as hypothetical. The transcript has a single exon. NCBI's taxonomy places the organism in Eukaryota, Haptophyta, Isochrysidales, Noelaerhabdaceae. The coding region runs from base 1 to 417 and encodes 138 amino acids. The record is from RefSeq and is a predicted model, not a curated record.
AUGAACGGCAAGGUCGGCGUCGUCGUCUCCGCCAACGCUUCGACGGGACGCUUCGGCGUGCGCGUGGCGGGCGAGGCCAAGGCACUCGCACUGAGGCGCGCAAUGCAAUGGUCUCUCCCCGACUCGGCGGAUCCUCUCUUUGAACACCCCAAGCCGCUGCCCUCCCUCAGGCCGGCCAACCUGCAGCCAGCGGCCGAGGCGGGGGAGGUGGGCAGGCUCAUCCUCAAGGCGGCGGAGUGGUCGCCGCAGUCGCACGAGCUCUUCCCGGAGCCGGCUCGCAAGUGGGCGGUCGAGGUGAUGCGGCUGGGCUACCUGAUCGCGUGGGACGAGGAGCGCUUCGAGGGCCGCGAGGGAGCGGCUCCAGAGCUGGCGGACGUCUGGCGCGGCUUUGUCCUGCCAAGGGUGGUGGUGCGAUGA